UCUUGACGGGCUAGACACCGUGCGAAUCCUACAUGUCCCUGCUUUCGAAGGCAACUGUCGGGACAGUGGGGUUACUUUGCAGAACAUUUCUCAAGAUCGGCUACUGCUCUUCUGUGACUGUGAAUGGCCUAGAGAAUCGAUGUAAAGCACUCGAGAGCGACGAGAGAAACCCAGGUCGCGGUGUAGUGACUAUAUGCAACCAUAUCUCGACUCUGGAUGAACCAGUUAUGUGGGGGGUUCUCCCGCUUCGGUACCACCUCAAUACGCGCAUGACGAGAUGGACGCUAGGGGCAUCCGACAUCGUGCUCACGAAUCCGAUAUUCUCCGAGUUCUUUCGUAAGGGGCAGGUUAUCGAGACUUUCCGGGGAAAUGGUGUCUUCCAGCCCGCUAUUAAUCUUGCCAUCGAUAAGUUGCACAGCGGUGCUUGGGUGAGCCUGCAUCCCGUGGACUUGAUACGGUUCAAAUGGGGUGUAGGUCGCGUACUGAUGGAGACAAUCAAACCUCCGAUUAUCAUUCCUAUGUGGCUAACCGGCCGCUCCGCUCCUUGGAAGUUCUUCCCUCGACCAGGCGCAGCGCUCAGCAUCACCGUCGGCAAACCAGUCGACAACACUGCCGUACGGGAGAUGGUAGGCCUCGCCGUCAGCACGGGCGACAUGCCAGAGCUUUCGCAGGGCACUAGCGGCGGAAGGACAGACCCUGUGCGGCCUCGCCAAGGAAAGGCGAGCGCACGGGUCUCGGAGAGCGGCUGGUGGGGUGAUGCUGCGUCGCCGAGACCGAAGGCGGAGGCGCAGAGUGCCCCGGAGUGGCAGACUGCGGAGGAGAUUGCGAGAAUAUGUAGUGCCGUGACGGCGCUGCUGCAGAGGGAGGUGGAGAAGUUGGGCAGAGAGGUUGUCGGGGAUCGUGUAUAGCUGAUGUAGACGUUGUUGUGAGUGUUCAUAAGCUCUAUCUAUCAAUGUUGUAUUGUUGCUCGCGAAGUUCUGCGUUGUCGUUUACUUGCUUGGA
Fomitopsis serialis is the source of this 1002-nucleotide messenger RNA. Its product is annotated as acyltransferase-domain-containing protein. The transcript has 7 exons. The coding region runs from base 33 to 908 and encodes 291 amino acids. NCBI's taxonomy places the organism in Eukaryota, Fungi, Basidiomycota, Agaricomycetes, Polyporales, Fomitopsidaceae. Gene Ontology annotation, biological process: inner mitochondrial membrane organization; cardiolipin acyl-chain remodeling. Gene Ontology annotation, cellular component: mitochondrial membrane. Gene Ontology annotation, molecular function: 1-acylglycerophosphocholine O-acyltransferase activity. The record is from RefSeq and is a predicted model, not a curated record.